Molecule: messenger RNA, 7355 nt
Organism: Xyrichtys novacula (pearly razorfish)
Lineage: Eukaryota; Metazoa; Chordata; Actinopteri; Labriformes; Labridae
Source: the annotation of a GenBank genome assembly
GUUGCUAGGAGGCGCUGUUGGAGCCCGGAAGAGUUGACAAUAAUGUUAACGAUGAUGGGGAAACCCGAGAUUGAGAAAAGGCACGAAAGGCUGAUGUUUAAGCCUCAGUGUGUCGUUCCCUCACGAUAAACUGAGCAUCUUAAGAGGAAUGAAAGGAGGUGUCACUUUUUCCUGGCUGUGAAGGUAGGUAACGAACCCGUAACGCCGGUGUGAUGUUACCAGCUGUGAUUCUGCAUGGCAACAUCUGUUCAAUAACCAUUUUGGGCUUUAAUAUACGCUGCAAAACCGAAAAUCUCAUGUCAUUGUGUCACAAAAUCGCGAUUAUCCAUCUUGCUUUGCCUUAGCAGUGUAAAACAAUGAAACCUUGUCGGUGUUGUAAUGAAUGAAUCAGUGUGAGGGACCACUGGGUAUCAUCGGGAAGACCCCAGUUUGGAUUGACCGAGCUAUGCUUCCUUUACCAGAUACUACCUCGAUGAAUUACACGUUAUAACGCAGUGUUAAUUCAUCCCAAGCUAACGCCCUGUGUUACUCUACCUGGCUGUGAAGGGUCUGUACCAUCCAUCUUGCUGACAGGUCAUUCAGAAAUAGAAGCUGCAUUGAUUCGACUCUCUAUCUGCAACUCUAUGAGGCACGGAAAUGAAAGUCAGUCACCAGCAAGGUCUGAUAGAGAGGAAUGGCAGGAAUGUGACUGGUGUGAUAAAGCCUCCAAAGGCAGACAGACCCUCUUUUGUUUGGAGGAGAUUUGUACAGCUCCUCCACAUAUCAUCCUAAAUGGUCUCCUCUGGUGAUCCACACCCAGUGCAGUCCAAUCUCUCCUGUUCAUUUUACCAGCUGGGUGAGGAGGCUACAUGGUGUGCGUUUCCUACUCUGAUCGUGGAUGUGUGGGCGCCCAGAGAUGGAAAGCUACGAGGAGUUCUGUCUGCACAGUUUGGCCAUACUGCAGGAGGGGGAGAGAUGUAAGAGGAAGAGGACAUGUGAGACACUGGGGUCUCUGAAGGCUUGCUCUGUCAUCUGCUUCCAUGGACGGGCUGUGCUUUCGCCUCUGGUAAGAAAGAAAUAACAAGGCUUGUGAAUUGUACCGUAACCAGGGAUGGAUGCACAACAUUGAAUGUGUGUCAAUAUCAAAAAUGUUGAUAAUUCAAAGUCCUUUUGGUCAAUAUCAAUAUACAAUAGGGGAGAGUGGGGCAAGUUGAGCCAAAGGGUAAGUUGAGCCACCUCCUGUUUCUUGGAAAUGGUAAGAGAAACUGAUCAUGUGACCAAAUAUUUAGGAGAUGGGCAUCAAUUCAUGGAGUCUGUGAAGGUUAGAAGCACAUGGGUGAAGGGGUUAGACAUUUAUUUACAAAACAAACAUUUUUCAGACCAAAAAAGAUCAUUUUAAAUUUGUUUUAUACAUCAAUUUUGGUAUACAUACAUAUAUAUAUAUAUAUAUAUAUAUAUAUAUAUAUAUAUAUAUAUAUAUAUAUCCUCUAAAUAGGUCUAUGUGUCAGCCCCGUGAUAUAUACAUGCUUCAACUGAUACUUCUUAACUCUGUGAGCUUUCAUCUUUCAAUACUGAUAUUAAACUGAAUCCUUUGUGCCUUCCAAAGCUAAACCACUGCUAGUGUCUGAAAACACUCGCUUUAAAACGGACAAGAAUAGUUUAACUUAAACUUAAUUAAAUUAAAGGCAAGUCACGCUAUUUUUAAUCUAUAACAUGUGGUUUUAGCAGUCCCAAUAUCAGCAGCUGGCAGAGGAAAGAGAGGGAUAAUUGAUGACGAUGAGGACCAAGACUGGCUGAUGUCAGUGAGGAGAAUCCAUCUUCUAGGUCGUGCUGACUUAAUGAGUUCUCAGAGAUUGAGACUACAGACUGACUGAGGACUUCUCUGUAGAGAAAACAAAAGAGGACUGUUUCUGUGUUAACUUAGCAGAAAUCACAAAAAGUACAAUUUUCAAACUGGAAUCACUUUUGAAACAAAUUCCUUCCUUAUCUUUUCUCUCAUGUUCCUGCUUGAGUUUGUUUCUGUUUCAGCACUGAAGCCUUUCGAAUCACUUCACAGUCUACACUCUGUUUGUCUGUGUCUCUAGCUAAGUGCUGAGCAGCGCAAUGAGAUGCGUGACCUUCGACUGAAGGCGGUCCAGCUGGAGGUGGACAGACAGAACCAGCAGAGGAACAAACUUCUGUCCCGAGUUCAAGACAUAUUGGACCAAGUUCAGGUCAGUAGGCCGGUCGUGUUCAGGUCCUCGGUCUGGUGGGGUCUGGAUCAGGGUGGAAGAUUUUUAGAAAAACUCAGUAUAAUGCCACACUCCUACUCUCUGUGCCAGAACAUGCAUCCUCUAAAUAGGUCUGUGUGUCAGCCCCGUGAUACAGAGCAAAACCUGAAUUACAGUCUGUGACAAAAUCUCAUGAGACGUUUACAGACUUGAAUACAGGUUGGGUGACUCAACACUGUCUUUGGAAGGCAGUGUUAUUUAUAGCACUGGCCUUUUUCUGUCAGACAAACAUUCAAAGCAGUUCAGCUGUAAAUAAACUCUAUCCUCCAGAAGAAGAAGAAGUCAUAAAGUUUGAACGUGAUAGUGAAGUCUGGAUGAGGAGAUCAAUUGUCUUAUUUAAAAUCAAGUCAAAGAGGUUUAUUAAAAACACAGUGGGCUUCUCUAUUCUUCUUUUUUGAGCCCUUGUCUUUCUGAAUAUUUCCCUCUCUGCCCUUUCAACCCUUUGUGGUAAAGACAGAGUUCAUGCACUGUCAGCCAACCCAGAGACACAACUUUCCACCAUCAGCUUAUUUAUUAUGACUAAUGAAUUAAUUAUAAGUGAAAUGGUCAUCAUUACCUGUUUUCUCUGCACAGACAAAUAAAGCACCGAGUGUAGAAACGGAAAAGCCGCCAGUUUCUAAAUCAGCGACAGUCAGCGGCUACACCCUGGUUACUGACUCUCCCGGACUUCCUAGAGACCCUGGAUUUAGACUUCAAAUAAAUGAUCAGUCUAGCACUCCUGCUUGCUCUGUGACCCCCAUCCUGAAUGGCUUCAAGACUGAGGAGGAGGCAAAGGUGGAAAGGGAAGACAAGAGUGAGGAGGAGGAAGAAGAGGAGGAGGAGGAAGAGGAGGACAUGAGUCUGGACAGCCUCCUCAAGAGAUCAAGAGAGUACGUGAAGAGAGAGCAGAGCCAGCAGGGGUCAAACACAGCCCUCAAGGUCAGCCAGACCCUCCCACCUGAGUCUGUCUCGAAUAAGGAGGAUAAGAGCUGUGACCCGGUGGAGGACACAGGGGUUGAGUUUGGAUUCAGUCUGCACCAUAGCCCUGUUGGACCGCCUCAGACCAAAAUCCAGCAUCAAAUUCUGUACACCCCCAGCCCUCAACAAUCUGGUUCCCUUUCACCUAGUCUACAAGAUCGAUACGCUCGGCUCCCCAGUCCAGAAUCCAGCAUUAGUCCCCUCCCACAGAGACGAAGGCCACGCCCUGUUUCAACAGGAAACAUCCAUAUUUCAUUUCCCAUCGGCCCCGCGGAUCUUAUCCCCCGAAGCCCUGGCAGAUCAGGGGAGGGUCCUGGUGUGGCAGACUUGGGGGAGGUUUUUCUAGGGGCCACAAAAACCCCUACAGGCAGUGAGGGCAGCAGGAGCGGCAGUCGUCGGUCUAGCCACUGUGGCACAAGCCCAGUGCAGGAGAUCUGUAGCCCUGUUAGUGCCUCAGGUCUCAGUCCUAAGGGACACCAUGACCACCUGGUAGCAGGAUUUCGCCGGCGCUGCCACACACUGGACAGCCAGCCGCAGACCUACAAAUCUGGAGGCGAGCACAUAGACCGCAGCCAGGAAAGGAUUCCUCGUUUCAUGGCAGGUGUGACAUGGUUGACACCGAGUUGGCGAACCUCUGCAGCCCCUUUAAACCAGUCAUACGAGGUCGAUAAUCCCACACCAUCUCCGCAGAGGCCCCACAUCACUUUGGACUCUCCUCAGGUCAGACUCAGGAUGGACUCUGAUGACCUUCAAGGAAUGAAAAUCCCUCCAGCUGAAACACAAAGCAGCAACAUUGGUGAGUUGAUUUAACGCAAUCUAAUUUAAUCUCUGAAAUGGACAUGGUUUCUCCCACUGCAGCUUUAAAGACACGAACUGCAAAACAGAAAAACAUAAAAAAUGGAGUUUGAACAUGCAAGCAGAAAAAGAUUGAUGACUGUUUUUGUGUUUUUAUUUGUGCACAUCAGCAGAGGAGACACAGAGGAGGGCACAGGCUCUGGAGGACAUGCAAAGGCGGCUGGAGGAGGAGCAUGCCCUGCAGAUGUCUCUGCUUCUGGUUGAGCAGGAGAAAGAACAACAGCGCCUCCGUCUGGUCAGCAUUUAGAACCACAUGAACUCAUUUUUUAAGUUGAAAUACAAACCAAGAAGUCAUUCCAAUAAAAAUACGCAACAUUAAUUUUGUUGUCUGUGUGUUUUUUUUUUUUUGUCUGUACGCACUUCAGGAGCUUGAGGAGACAGAGAGAAGACUGAAGGAACAGAGGAGUGCGCGGCCUUUGAGUGGGGAUGCCAGUGGGUGGAGCUGCAGGUCUGUGAUUGACAGCUGUCCUGUUGUGAGCCCCUCCUGCCCAGGAAUAAGCCCUGCUCACACACCAGCUGAGCGAUCACCUGGACACAGUAUAGGUACCACUUCAUCAUGCUGCAUUUCCACCAAGUGGUUGGGCUUGGUUUCGCACUGUUUACUGAGAGGAUCCACUUGUUUUCACAUAAUCCUUUUAUUUUGAAAUUGUCCAUCAUUAGCUGCAGGGCUUUAUUCGACCCUGGGCCUCCUUUGGUUGUACAAAAGAAGGUUGUCAUGAAGUGUGUGUAGUAAGAAGGUAGCUGUUAGUUCAGAGUACGCAACUUAGGCUGACCCGAUGCUAAUUUAAAGGGAUAGAUUGAUAGUACCCUUCAAAAUAAAAGCCCAGUUUGCCCAUGCAGGGAAAGAGGCCAUUUGAAUUUAAGACAGAAAUGUGAUAUCAUGACAGUCGUUUUUGAUACUCCAACAAAAGGGUGCCAAAAGUAUAAAGUUGUACAGAUUGGUCAUUUUAGUACCUUUCCCAAAGUCUGACAUUUGAAGCAACAGAUACUGAGAAGGAUUAUCUCACCUGUGGUUUGAUUUUUUAAGCAGAGGCAGCUGUAACUAUAUGUGCAAAUUAAAGGUAUGUAUUUGUUUCCCUCUAAAGGUUUCCCCAGUCCCGUUAGCUCCAGUGUGUCCACUCCUUCUGUCCAAACUCCGGUCUAUCUGUGGGGGCCCACAUGGGCAGUAAACAAACCUCGAGCAAGGCUGAGUCUGGUGAGAAAAUGGUGUGUGGGAAAAUUUACUGACCUGUAUAUUUAACCCUGUCCUAACAGCCACGUCUUCUCGUGUCCCCGUGGCGUCCUCUAGGUUCUGACAGCAGAGCAGCAAAGAGCUUUCUGUCGAAUUGGAGCCAUCAUUCGGGGCUUCCUCACACGCAGACUACUCAAGACGGAAAAGGUCAAACACUUGCGUCAGACUGUUGUGGUAAGGUCAAACAAACACAAACAGGCCAUUAUUUUAAGUAUCAAUCUGCAAUCUGUUCCUUACAGCGCCGUGUUCCUGAGUUUAAACUGUGUCUCUUUGUUUACCCAGGACACACAGGAGUUUAUUCGUUCCUUCAAGACUGAAGCUCCUCUCAAGAGAGGCCCCUGCUCAGCACAAGAUCGCUCCCUGCAGGAGAGAGUUAAAGCUCAGGUACGAGCGUGCAGUGACAUUAUUCAGACAGCAGAGGUCCAACUUGCUCUGUGUUCAUAUGUGAUCUUUCCCCACUUCUCAGUUGAGAGCAGCUCUUUAUGACAUCUACGACAUCUUCUUUGAGAUGCCUUUGGGGGAUCGCUUAGCUUUGCUGCAGCAGGACAGGGAGCUGCGAGCAGAGAGGAAGCUACGGGAAAUGGUAAUUUAAAGGGAUUGAUUUUUUAAAAUGAGCAGAAAAACAACUAUUCUAUCAAAUCUGAGGGGGCACACAGCUGCAUCUCUAAGGGUCAAACUGAAUUUGUAGUAAAGACUGCUGUCAAACCUGCAGGAGAAAGCUAAAUGCCCCAAGGAGAGAGUGGUUUUGUCUGCUGCCACACAGAGGUCUCUGGACAGAAAAAAGAGGUGAGACAGAACAGCGCAAAAAAAAAAAAAAAAGCUACUUUAGUGGUUGUGAAAGUUGACAUUUUGGAUGAUGAAACUUAGUGCCCUCCUUUUUUUUUUUUUAACAAACCCUAGGGUCGGUGAAUCCCCAGCACAAGCUAGGAAGAUGCACCAGAAGCCAAAGAGCCCCACCACCAACAGGUAACCAAGCAAAACAGAAUCUGAUAAUUUAAAUAUCAACAGAGUGCCAAGACAGCUGAUCCAACUUUUUAAAGAUUUUUUUAAAAAUGAGUAUCAUGACAUAUCUUCCCUUUUCAGAGCCCUGAAGCCAAACCAAGGCCAAAGUUCUCCCAACCAGCUGAACCGUCAAGGGUGAGGUUACAUUUUCAUGUGUUUAAUCAGACUCAACCUUUGGACCUCAUCUCAUUUAUUGCAACAGUGUAAAUGAUGCACGUAGUCCAGCUGAAAGCUAAGUCUCUAAAGUCAGCACAGUUUGAAGUUGUGUGUUUCCUCUCAGGAGCUGGUAUCGGAGGACCCCGGAGGAGCGAGUGAGGCGCUCAGACAGCCUGAAGAAGCAGCACUCUCUGGGUUAGCCAGUGACUUCAAAUCCCCCGAAGUGUGAACUUGAAUUUUUAGUCUUUGAAUACAAACUUUGCACCACUGAAACUUCAAUCAAUGCUGCUCAAGAUACGACUGUCUGUAUUUCAGCUUCUGUCAUAUAAAUGAUUGUAUUUUCUCCCACACUUCACACACAAUGCCAUGGUUUUUGACUGUCCUAGUUCACUUGAAAAGCAACACGAUUGUCCAAAAACACUCACAUGUAGCCUGGGCACACAUUUAAGAACUGGGCUGAUGAAUCUCAUUGUGAUGAAAAAAAUAGGUGCUUCAAUGGAAGAUGGUCGGACUUAAAGGAAAGGGGUCAAUGUUUGUAUCUGAGCCCAAGAACUUUGCCUUUUCCAUCUGCAGUGUUUCAGCGUGCCCAUACUCACCAGAACUGUUCACAAACAUUUUAUGCAUAAAACUAGAAGUGAAUUUACAAAAUCUGUAGAGGUCAUAUAAUGCGGUUGAAAUAAAAACUACCCAAGUGUGUAAAAUGUAAGAUAUUAGUUUGGUGUGCAAGGGCUUUGAGUACCUGCUUGUGCUUUAUGUCUUUAUAAAUGGUGCCACAGUUACAGGACGAAAAGACAUUUUGGUGUUUCAUGUUUAACUGAAAUCAGUGCCAACAAUGUCAUAUAAACAACAGACCCUCAAUGUGAAGGUUUUUUUUCUUUGAGUAAAAAUGAAUGAUUGAAUCAUAA